Drosophila bipectinata is the source of this 2022-nucleotide messenger RNA. RefSeq names its product peroxidase. The record is from RefSeq and is a predicted model, not a curated record. Gene Ontology annotation, biological process: response to oxidative stress. Lineage: Eukaryota; Metazoa; Arthropoda; Insecta; Diptera; Drosophilidae. Gene Ontology annotation, molecular function: peroxidase activity; heme binding.
UUUUCCGGCGUCGUUUGUGCUAUGCGGUACUUACUACUGGCUUUGAGUGUUCUGGCGGUGGCACUGGCCACAAAAUGUCCGUACUCGAUGGAUCAUCUGUCCAGAUCCAAACGCAGUGAAUUCGAAGUUCGUCCAGCGGUUAGUGAUUCCAGUUUCGAUGCCUUGAUCAAGGAUUUUAGUGGCAACUCGGCACAAAACGGAUGGGUGGAACCGCUCGGAUCGCAUCAACCACCUUUGAGGUGCAGCAUCCCGCCCCCCAAUUGCCUGAAUGACACACGUUUCCUGCACUACCGCACCAUCGAUGGAGCCUGCAAUAACCUGCUGUAUCCGGAUUAUGGAAUCUCUGUUUCCAAGUACAGGAGGCUCUUGCCUCCCAGGCAGGUGAUUGAGGCUCCAAAUGCCCGACUGAUCUCCCUGUCGCUGUAUGGAGAACAAACCAGGAACGAUCGCUAUCGAACCAUGGCCGCCAUGCAGUUUGGCCAGUUUGUGGCCCACGACAUAAGCCAGUUGAGCUUGCAGGGAGCGCCCAAGGAUUGCUGUUCGGAGCCGAGAAAUCCACGUUGUGACAACAUAGCCUUACCCCGAGGAGGACCCAUAGCCUAUCACACUGGAAAGACCUGUCUGCCCUUCGCCCGCAGUGCCUCCGAAGCCGAUGCCAUCUGUCCUAGGAGCCGUACACCCUAUCCGGAGAAGCUUACGGUAGCCACUGCCUAUCUGGAUCUCUCCUCCGUGUAUGGAAGCACCCCUGCUAAGAAUAGGAAUGUGAGGCUCUUCAAGGGUGGUCUUCUCCGAACCAGUUACACGAAUGGACAGCACUGGCUGCCGGUGAACCGGAAUUUCGAUGGCGAGUGCGGCACCAAAAGCGAGUGCUAUAGCUUGCCGGAUAUACGGAAUCGAUUCUCGCCCACCAUUGCUGUUAUCCAUACCCUUCUGGUGCGGGAGCACAAUCGUCUGGCCGAGAGCUUGGCCCUUUUGAAUGCAGAUUACGAUGACGAGCGCAUCUUCCAGGAGGCGCGAAAGAUCAAUAUUGCUCAGUACCAAAAGAUUACCUACUACGAUCUGCUCCCCUUGAUCCUGGGUCGCACCUACACCUAUUUGAAUGGACUGCUGUACCCAGUGGAGCCUUCUGAGUAUGUCAACGACUACGACGAGAGCGUGAAUCCAGGCCCCUAUGUUGAGUUUUCAGCCGUGGCCUUCAGAUAUGCCCACACCCAGAUCCCCGGAUGGUUCUCUCUAGUGGCUCCAAAUCGGAGCUCCAACAAGACCCUGCGCUUCAGCGAUUAUUUUGACCGCGCGGAGACCGUUAAGUUGCUGGACUCCAGCGACAAUUACGCUGCUCUUCUCAGAGGAUUGGCCACUCAGUUGCACAAGCAAUCCGAUGGAAAUAUUGACCGUGAAAUUAAGCACUAUUUCAAUCGCAAGGAGUUUGAGGAAUACGGAUCGGAUCUGAAGUCCAUAGAUAUUCAGAGGGCAAGAGACUUUGGAGUGGCAUCCUAUAACGACGUGCGAGAGUUUUGUGGAUUGAGGCGUGCUGUGGACUGGGCUGAAUUCGCUCAUGAAAUUCCUGGCGAGAAAAUCUCUUUGCUGCGUCGGCUUUAUGCCACUCCGGAUGAUGUGGAGCUGAGUGUGGGUGGCUCUUUGGAAUACCAUGUACCUGAGGCCCUUUUCGGACCAACUCUUUUGUGUGUGAUUGGAAAACAGUUCUUGAACACUCGACGUGGUGAUAGAUUCUUCUUUGAGAGGGAUAAUCAUAGCGCUGGAUUUACUCGCGAUCAAUUGGCCGAGAUCCGUAAAGUAAGCUUGGCUAGUUUGUUCUGCAACAACGCCGACUAUCUGCACUACAUUCAGCCAAACGUAUUUGUAUUCCCCAAUUCUCAGAACUUACUGUUGAACUGCAACGAUAUACAUCACCUUGAUAUUAGCAAGUGGCAAGAUCUAAGACCUCAACUGGUACAUUAAAAAUAAUGUACGCUUUUUUUUAUAUCUGUGGAAGAUUGGUGGGUCCAAUUUGUGCCUUCAGAU